AUGAACGGACUCAUUUUAGGGAUCAUAUUUGGCGUUCUUAUGAUACCUAUUUCGGUUAUUUCAUACAAAAUAUAUCUUCGCAUACGCGAUAAGGAUAAGGAUAAAGGAGGAGCCGAUGUGGAAAUAGAUAAUUGGGCCCGUGAAUUAAAAGCUCGUGAAUUAAAAGCCCGCGAAUUAAGAGACAGGAAAAUGAAAAUACUUGCUUUGACCGGUGCCGGUGGUGCAGUGGCAGCGACUGGAACCGGCACUACUACAAAUGUUGUUGUGUACAAUGGUUGUUGCUGCGGUGGUGGUGGUGGUGGUGGUGGUGGUGGUUGUGGUGGCGGUUGUGGUGGCGGUUGCGGAGGUGGUUGUGGCUAA
Solanum stenotomum is the source of this 360-nucleotide messenger RNA. Its product is annotated as glycine-rich RNA-binding protein 2, mitochondrial-like. The record is from RefSeq and is a predicted model, not a curated record. NCBI's taxonomy places the organism in Eukaryota, Viridiplantae, Streptophyta, Magnoliopsida, Solanales, Solanaceae. Bases 1 to 360 code for a protein of 119 amino acids. The transcript has a single exon.